Messenger RNA from Lactuca virosa, 4608 nucleotides. The record is from the annotation of a GenBank genome assembly. Lineage: Eukaryota; Viridiplantae; Streptophyta; Magnoliopsida; Asterales; Asteraceae.
AAAAGAAAUUCACUGGUACACUGAAAGUGUGCCCUAGGCUCUUCCUUCUUUGUCCUGACGGCUUCGUCUUCGGCUCUUCACUUCAUCAGUUAAGAAUCCCCAUCCACCCGGCAGCCAUCAACAUACCGACGCCCACGGCACUUAACUAGCCGCGCCACGUCACCACACCAUCGCCGAAGGUCCCACCUUCUCCGGCGAUUGCAGCAAGUGAGUGAAAUAUAACAAGAAUGGCAACCAAGGCAAUGUAUCUUUCUGUGACUAAUCAGUCUUUACUCUCAAGUCCUGCAACUACAAAAUCACUACAAGUUAGAUCAUUCACUGUGAGAUGCUCCACUGGUGCUGCCUCCACGGGUGUUCCAGUUUCUGCUCCUUGGAAGGUCUCAGAUGCUAGACUUGUUCUUGAAGAUGGAUCCAUCUGGAAGGCAAAAUCAUUUGGUGCUUCUGGGACUCAAGUUGGUGAAGUUGUAUUUAACACUUCAUUAACAGGGUAUCAAGAAAUUCUUACAGACCCAAGCUAUGCAGGCCAAUUUGUCUUGAUGACAAACCCACACAUUGGCAAUACUGGAGUGAAUAUUGAUGAUGAAGAAUCAAUCAAGUGCUUCCUGGGUGGUUUAGUAAUUAGAAGUUUGAGUAUCAGCACUUCAAAUUGGAGAUGCACAGAAUCACUUUCUGACUAUUUGUCAAAAAGGAACAUCAUGGGAAUAUAUGAUGUUGACACUCGUGCAAUAACCCGGAGGUUACGGGAAGAUGGAAGUCUGAUCGGUGUCUUGAGCACAGAAAAAUCAAAGACGGAUGAAGAACUUCUGGAGAUGUCACGCACAUGGGAUAUCGUUGGUGUGGAUUUAAUUUCUAGCGUCUCUUGUAAGAAGCCUUACGAAUGGGUUGGUAAGACCGAUAUGGAAUGGGAUUUUAACUCCAACAAAAGACAUGGUGACACUUUUCAUGUUGUGGCAUAUGAUUUUGGAAUCAAGCACAAUAUAUUGAGGCGAUUGGCAUCUUAUGGGUGUAAAAUCACGGUUGUUCCUUCAACAUGGCCAGCAUCUGAGACUCUUAAAAUGAAACCAGAUGGGGUACUUUUCAGCAAUGGACCUGGCGACCCUUCUGCUGUACCUUAUGCUGUUGAGACAGUGAAGGCUAUUAUCGGAAAAGUUCCUGUUUUUGGAAUUUGCAUGGGACAUCAGUUGCUUGGUCAGGCCUUGGGUGGGAAGACAUAUAAAAUGAAAUUUGGUCAUCAUGGAGGAAAUCAUCCUGUUCGUAACCUCAGAAAUGGAAGUGUUGAGAUUAGUGCCCAGAAUCACAAUUAUGCGGUUGAUCCAGAAUCACUUCCAAAUGGAGUGGAAGUGACUCAUGUGAAUCUGAAUGAUGGAAGCUGUGCAGGUCUUGCCUUCCCUCAACAAAAACUCAUGUCUCUUCAAUACCAUCCGGAAGCUUCUCCUGGACCCCAUGAUUCAGACCUUGUAUUUGAUGACUUUAUGGAGCUAAUGAAAAGGGAAAAGGCAAUGUCGGUGAUUACGAAAGUCGGAAAGUGGGAUCGAUUACGAUGUGAUGAUUACAGAUCCAGCUGUUUACCUGUCGUUUUAGAACCAGAAUCCCUCAUACAAGAUUUGAACUUGUUGAAGGAGAUGGAAAACAGUCAAAGCACGACGAGCGUUAUUGCAAAAUUGAUGGGUUUUGAUGAAACGCCACCCCAUCAGCAGCCUGUUUCUAGGCAACAAAGGGUCUUGUCUGACAACUAUCUUCAGAAAUCUGGUUCUAUAUGGAAGAGAUCAAGAACAUAUUCCCAAAACAAUCUUCUGGGAUCCAAGAAAAGGGUGAAUCAAAGAACAAAUGAUUCUUAUAUUGAGCAGAAAGUUUUGAGUUCUGAAAACAACAGAGAAAAUGGGAAAUCAGACACAGUGUUGACCAGAAAGAAGAUUUUUCUCAAACCAAACUUAGCAAAUAUACAACAAUCUUCCCGACCUUCCUUUCUACUUGAUUCUCAGACCACUUUUGCCUGGGAAGCCAAGAAACAACUAUUAGAGAGGCUCAAAAUGACCAGAGUUUUUCAAGAACGUCAAUUUAGUAGCCAAAAGUGUUGUAAUCUUGGUGAAUUGUUUUCUUUGAACAAUACAAAACCAACCUCAAGAGUUGGAAGUUCGAUUGGUAUUAGCAGCAAUGAAGGUUGGAAAUAUGAUUCCGCUACCAAAUUACCAAUAUUCGAACGUUUUGACUUUUCUAGUUUGACCAAAAAGUCUGUGAAAAUGACUACGACCGAUGUGAAGCCAGGUUCUGGGAAACUGGUGAACGUUAUGCAUACAAACACCAAGAAGAAUCAACUGGUUUCAAAUUCAGCAACUCCCUUCGUUGCAAGUUCUAACACAGAUGCAGGAACUGAGGAUCGUGAAUCUUUUUAUGGUGACACCAAAGAACAUCCCGAUAGCAAGAUUGAAGCUUAUCAUCAUAGUCCAAAUUCAGUUCUCGAACCCCCGUUCAGGGAAGACAAUUCGUCAAACUCCGAGUACUGCGAAAGCUCUAGCAACGAUCUCCAUGAUCUAUGGAUGGAAGAUGAUUUCGGCCCUGAAAUGGCUACAUCCAGCGACGACGAAAGAUCAUGUACUGGUCAAACCCUAGGGUCAAUGACACCAUUCGGAGCCAAAGAAAGUCGCGAUUUUUCAUACAUGGUAGACGUAUUAGACGAAUCAGCGUUUCAAGAUGGCGACGUGGAGAUACGUUUUGAAAAAUGGCAUUCCUCUGAAUGUUUGGCGAGCUAUUCAAUUUUUGAAACAUUAGAGAAGAAAUACGGGAAGCAAGAAUUAUGGCAAAAGUCCGAGAGGAAGCUUCUAUUUGAUCGUAUAAAUUCAGGAAUGAUCGAGAUUCUCAGACCACGGAUUGAUAUUCGUGUUUCCCCUAAUUUAUUACAGAGAAAGAUGAGAAAUAUGUCGAGAAGAGACGUCAUCGAGGAAGAACUAUCGAUGUUUUUACUCAAUCAAGAAAAAGGAGUCAACGAUGGAGUGUCUGAGAAAGCGGUCGGUAGAGAACCAUGGUUUGAUCCGGUGGACGAAAUUGAUUCACUCGUCACGGAACUCGAAAUCUUUUUGUUUGACAAGUUAACAGCAGAGUUAGUCAAUGUUUAAUUUUUCUAUAUAUAAUAACACCGAUCAUUCCACUUUUGAAGCUGAAAGUACUCCAAUAAAAAAAAAAAACAGAAAUUAAACAAAAUACAUGAAGAUCAAGAUCAAGAUCAAUAGAUCAACUUCAUGGUGUAGUAAGGUAGACCUUGACAUGAACAAUGGUUUCAACGCCAUCAGUAGUAUGUUCAUCCACCUGAGGAAGACUUUCAAUGGUGGCAUACCCUUUAGCCUCUUCAUACUUUCCGGUCCCACCAAUGACAGCAAUAUGCGAGAUUUCCGAAGCAGUCCGGUGGACCCCAAAGAAACUAAUCGUGUCAUCCACCUCGUGGUCCCCACCAUGGAACAAUGUUGUAAGCGCAAACGUAUGACUAGACCCGUCUAAUGAGCUCGCGAGGUAAAACCCUUGUCCACUUCCAAUCACCCCGGUUCCGAGCUCGUGUCCUUCGGUCAACUCAUUGUCAAUGACCGUGAUUGACCCAAACAUGAGUUGUUGGAGGGUGAUUCCGGCCGGUAGUUGACCUGCGGCAACAAACGGUAAGUUGUUUCCGCCGUUUACGACAUUGUUGUUUCCGGUGUUUUGUAGGACAGUGUUGGAAUUAGGGUUGUUGUUUCCGUUGAAUCCGGCUAGGAAUGGGAGGUUGUUGUUGUUGACUAUGCCGUUGAUGUUGUUGAGUGGGAUUCCGCCGGUGAUAGGAAACACUUGACUGUUGGGUGUGGAAAAGGGAACGGCGUUUGCGCUUGAGGUGGCUACGAUUCCGGUGACCACCCUGCUUGUAGCGUGGGACCCUCCAAUGACGUCAUGCAUAAAGAAACUCAUCGUUGGAUGAUCUGCUGCACCGGUUGCUGGUGGUACAGUGCUAGCAACCGAUGUAGACCCACCAACGGGUGUUGUCGCUGGUGUCGUUACACCGGUGGCAACAAUUGGAUUUUUUACGACUGGUGAUGGGAUGGAAGGACUGACAAGUGGUGCAGGUGUGAUGACGGUGGGGGUGGGGUCCACUUGAGGGGCCACGUCAGGGGUAUCGGCAUCAUCUAUUGGAUCAGUGGAGUCGUGUUGGUUGGUUGAAAACGGGGCUGUGUCUGUGAGGAUGCGGGUCCCCCUAGAACAUUCAAGAGAGAUUGAGAGUAAAAAGAUGCAAAGUGCAGUUUUGAGAAGGGUAGAAGGGUUGUAGAGGGCCAUCUGGGCGGCGUUGUUAUUGAGGAAUAGAUAGAGAGUUUGUGUUUUGAUGAUGAGAAGAAGGGUCAAUAUGGACUUAUUUAUAUAUGCGAUGAGAAUUGAGAAGUGGAGCUGAUGAGGUACUAUGGAGUUGGUCAUUUUAGUGGUUUGGUUUAAAGCUAAUUAUGAUUUAUGAGCAUAUUUGUUAUGGGAAUUUGAAUGCUGUUGUUGAGUUAUUGUAAGAGAGCAUAUUUGAUCCGCUGUUCAAAAAAAAAAAAAAAGUUUUUGUAUGAGAGCAUAUUUGAUCUGCUCCAAUAAACGAAGGACUAUAUGAGAAGGAUG